Gambusia affinis (western mosquitofish) is the source of this 1834-nucleotide messenger RNA. RefSeq names its product shadow of prion protein 2 (gene sprn2). The record is from RefSeq and is a predicted model, not a curated record. Bases 546 to 1097 code for a protein of 183 amino acids. The transcript is spliced from 2 exons. NCBI's taxonomy places the organism in Eukaryota, Metazoa, Chordata, Actinopteri, Cyprinodontiformes, Poeciliidae.
AAUUUACAAACCUCUCCACUGGUUUUUAUUUUCUUGUCUAUUCUCGGAGACAAGAACAGGAUUUGAAAAUGCUUGCUAUGAUGAGCCAGGUUUAGUAAAUUAAUGCAGGUCUGCUUUUGAGAAAACGUUGAAGAAAUCAUUAAGAGGUCCAAUAGAUUUUUACACAAGAGUUCAUUGUCAUUACGUCAUUAUCAGAAAAGAUAGAAACCAAGUCAGAAAGGAAGCUUCAGGAGAGUCUCGUCUCGUUCCAGUUUCUUCUCUAAGAGGUUUAUUAAAUUAGACCGAAUUAGAAGCAAACUUUGCCUCAGUUGCUCUCGCAGGUAUUUAAGAGCAACGUCGUCGUUGUCAUCCCAGCAGCUUACCGCUCGCCCGGCCAAUGAGCAUCAGCGACACCCGUCCACCUGACGGAGAUUGUUAGGAGGAUAACAGGCUGGCCGUGAGUCAGACUUUCCUUCAGACGGUCAGAGGAGCGUCAGUCGGGCGAAAGUCUCCAGAAACAAAGAGCGACAUCUGAACCGAGUUUUUACCACAACUAACAGACCAAGAUGAACCCGCAGAAGCUCGUUGUCACCAUGCCCCUCUGUCUGCUGCUCCUUUGCACCCUGCUGCCCAACUCUGAGGCGCGUCGCGGUCGCGGAGGCGGUGGAUUCGGUCGGGGCUUCGGAGGAGGAGUCGGUGGCGGUGGCGGCGGCGGCUACAGCCGUGGAUGGGGCGGUCAGUCCUACAGACCCGCACCUGUCCAAGUCCAGAGAAGUGGUCCAAGUGCGGGGAAAAUAGCCGGAGCGGCAGCUGCAGGGGCAAUAGGAGGAUCGAUGAUUGGGUCAGCCCUGAGCCGUCCCGGGUAUGGAUACGGGUACGGGGGGUACGGAGGUUAUGGGGGAUAUGGCGGUUAUGGUGGCUACGGGGGUUAUGGACCAGGGUAUGGCUCCCCUCAGUUCGGAGGCGGCUACCGUCCAAGGCCCGGCUAUGAGCCUGAGGGUUCUGGAGACAUGGAGUACUACGCUGCAGCGUCCAGUGGGCCCAUCUACAACAGCAUAGUGGUUGUGAUUGGCUUCAUAACCUCCGUGAUGCUGGGAAACUGGGUGGCUGUCAUGUAAACAUGAAGGCCGAGCUGAGAUCCAAAACAAAAAUAAAUCAACAAAUUCAUCCUGAGGAUAAAGAGGAACAUCUUAAAAAUUUAUCUCCAGCCCUUGAAGAUCGUCAUCAGCGUUCCUGAUUCAUCCAAAAGGAGGAAGUCCAACAUGACGUCGUCCAUCAGAAUGAGAGAAAUCCUCUCCAGCAUCUCUGAACCCAUUUUAUUUAUGAACUGUUGCCACUGCAUCCCACUUUAGCUGGGUUUCCAUUGACCAUAUAAUGUUUUGUCAUUUUGAAAAUAAGUCUACUUAAAGGAAACACGCCAAUUUAAGUUUCAGCUCUAAGAUGAAGUGGGUAACUUUGGCCGUAUCAAAAUUGGUUUAACAAAACUGCUGCGGAAACACUUUAUUCGCAUCACUGGUGAUGCAAAAAAACAACCGGAUAUUGCGACUGGCGAAAACCAUUAAGAAAACAACAGGAAGUAGUUAAAGGAUAAUGGUGCAGGUGUUUUAUAAUGAUUUAUGAACAAACUUAUUCACAUGUGAUUUAAAUUGUUUCUUAUUUAAUGGAAACAUCUCAAUUGUGAAAUUGUGUUUUUCAGCAUUAGUGAAAUAUUGACAGAUUUAUAAUGUAAACGCAGCUUCUGUCCUUGAAUGUGGUCAUAAAUGAGCUCAGGUUCAACCUACCUCACGACAUCAUGAUAGGAGAGCAUUUAAAAGCAGCUACACUCUUUAUAUCUUAAAUUAUUUAGUUAUGGCUC